Messenger RNA from Hyaena hyaena (striped hyena), 973 nucleotides. It is a transcript of the gene DYNLT2, whose product is annotated as dynein light chain Tctex-type 2. The record is from RefSeq and is a predicted model, not a curated record. Gene Ontology annotation, cellular component: cytoplasm; cytoplasmic dynein complex. The coding region runs from base 35 to 658 and encodes 207 amino acids. Gene Ontology annotation, biological process: microtubule-based movement. The transcript is spliced from 5 exons. Gene Ontology annotation, molecular function: dynein intermediate chain binding. NCBI's taxonomy places the organism in Eukaryota, Metazoa, Chordata, Mammalia, Carnivora, Hyaenidae.
GGCGGGCCGCUGGGCGGGGUGGCGAGCCGGCGGCAUGGAGAAGCGAGGCCGAGGCGCGAAGCCGGCGCCCGCCCCGGCGCCUCAGCCGCAGCCGCCGCAGCCUCGGAGGGAGAGGAGGCCCAGCAUGUUCGAGAAGGAGUCCUAUGCACAACUUUUAAGAGAAAGACUGAGAGAAUCAUUUCAUGAUGUUCAGUAUGUAGAGCCUCCAUUUGAUGAGUCAAUUGCUGAUAUAGGUAAAGAAUGGAAGAGUGCUCUGGCAAAAUUAAAGUUUGCUAAUACAUAUAGAAUGGAGCCAUUGAAAAAAUUCCAAGCUCACUCAGUGGAAACUAAAGUCCAGCAGAUAUUAGAGGAAAGUCUUAAAGAUGUCAAAUAUGAUGAUAAAGUCUUCUCUCAUUUAUCACUUGAAUUAGCAGACCGCAUAUUGUCAGCAGUGAAAGAAUUUGGGUACCACCGUUACAAGUUCAUUAUAAAAGUAUUAUUUAUUCAAAAGACUGGUCAGGCAAUAAAUAUUGCCAGCAGAUGGAUCUGGGACGUGACAUGGGACAGCUGGGUUGCUGCGAAACACGAAACGGAAACGUACGUGGCCUUGGCCCUGGUGUUUGCUCUUUAUUGUCACCCGCCCCGGGCUUCAUCCUGUAGCCUUCGCCACCAUCAGUGAUGUGGGAAACAAAGGCAGAAAGAAACGGAGACGGAACUAAAUUUCCUCAGAACCUGUGGCCCAAUGACAGCGACCCCUCCAGGAGCCCCCGGGGCUAACGCUUUGCUGGAGGGAAAACCCACCUGAGCCGGACAGCAGCAGGGCCUCAGGCAUCUCAGGAAUCCUCUUCGCACAUGAAAGCCCUUCUGGAGGCCUCCCUUUUGCCUUCCCCUCCCUAAACUCCCAAGUGUGUCAGCAUCGCUCCUCAGGACCCCAGCGCGGCUCUUGCUGCCCACGGGUCCUUCCCUGCUUUAAUAAAACCACCGUGUGGCACCA